Leptosomus discolor (cuckoo roller) is the source of this 381-nucleotide messenger RNA. It is a transcript of the gene OTX1, whose product is annotated as orthodenticle homeobox 1. Gene Ontology annotation, molecular function: DNA-binding transcription factor activity, RNA polymerase II-specific; RNA polymerase II cis-regulatory region sequence-specific DNA binding. The record is from RefSeq and is a predicted model, not a curated record. Gene Ontology annotation, cellular component: nucleus. NCBI's taxonomy places the organism in Eukaryota, Metazoa, Chordata, Aves, Leptosomiformes, Leptosomidae. Gene Ontology annotation, biological process: multicellular organism development; regulation of transcription by RNA polymerase II.
AUGAUGUCUUACCUUAAACAGCCCCCUUACGGCAUGAACGGUCUGGGGCUGACGGGCCCCGCCAUGGACCUACUGCAUCCCUCCGUGGGGUACCCGGCCACCCCACGGAAGCAGCGGCGGGAGCGCACCACCUUCACCCGCUCACAGCUGGACGUGCUGGAGGCACUCUUUGCCAAGACGCGCUACCCUGAUAUCUUCAUGCGGGAGGAGGUUGCCCUGAAGAUCAACCUGCCCGAAUCCCGAGUCCAGGUCUGGUUCAAGAACCGCCGUGCCAAGUGCCGGCAGCAGCAGCAGAGCGGCAGUGGGGCCAAAAGCCGUCCGGCCAAGAAGAAAUCCUCGCCGGCUCGCGAGAGCUCGGGUUCGGAGAGCAGUGGGCAGUUC